Molecule: messenger RNA, 2222 nt
Organism: Cervus elaphus (red deer)
Lineage: Eukaryota; Metazoa; Chordata; Mammalia; Artiodactyla; Cervidae
Gene: OGG1
Product: 8-oxoguanine DNA glycosylase
Exons: 6
Coding region: 718-1716 (332 amino acids)
Biological process (GO): nucleotide-excision repair; base-excision repair; base-excision repair, AP site formation
Cellular component (GO): nucleus
Molecular function (GO): 8-oxo-7,8-dihydroguanine DNA N-glycosylase activity; damaged DNA binding
Source: RefSeq, a predicted model, not a curated record
CAGGGUAGGCAGACUGAUGAAAGCGAGGAUCAGCCAGAAGAGGCUCGUUGAGAAAGGCCCUAAGGAUGCCAGGGGAUAGCACUUGGUUCUGCGGGCGGGUAGGCCCUGAGGGAUCGCAGGGCUCGGAGGAAAUAAGGCGGUGACGACUGUAGCUUGAGGGCGCACUGCGCGUCUUGGCCGCGGAGCGCGGGGAUGGGACGCGCCGGCGUGCCGAGGGCAGACAAAUCCCACAGAGGAAUGGCCAACAGCGGGCAGCGAGCCCAGCGCGCGCCAACCGCUGCAGCGCCUAGAAAGGCCCGCCCACUCGCCGCCACGCCCGAAUCUCAUUGGCGCCUCCUAACUCUCCGCGGAUUGGUUACCUCUGGGUCCAAUUAGCCUGGCCUGAGCCCUCCUUCCGGUGAGAGCGGUCUGCCCCCAGAGAAAGCGGAAGAGCGCGUUAGCGCGCGCUUCACAAAGUCCCGGUAGUUUGAGGGACUGGGUGGUGUGCCUAAAGGCUAUGAAGUGCGGGAGGGUCGAAACAGAGUGAAAGGGAAGAAGCGUUGAGGGAGCAGGGCCUGCGCGGAGUGGAGAAAUUAAAUAAAACUGCGGGCCUUAAAUUAAGAGGCUAGGAUUUGGUGGGUGAGCCCUUGAGAGGCGUGGUCUUUGGGGCGAGGUCUUUUGACAGGUAGAGCCCCUUCCGAGUGAGCCGGCCCAUCGCGGGGCGGGGCCUGGCUGGAAAUGUCAGUCAUCUCCCUUCUGCCGGGUAGCAUGAGGCAUCGCACUCUAGCCUCCUUCCCGGCCCUAUGGGCCUCCAUCCCCUGUCCACGCUCUGAACUACGCCUGGACCUGGUUCUGGCUUCUGGACAGUCUUUCCGGUGGAGAGAGCAAAGCCCUGCGCACUGGAGUGGCGUGCUGGCCGACCAGGUAUGGACCCUGACCCAGAAUGAGGAGCAUCUUUACUGCACUGUGUACCGAGGGGACAAGGGCAGGGUUGGCAGGCCCACACGGGAAGAGCUAAAGGCCGUGCGACAGUACUUCCAGCUGGAUGUCAGCCUUGCUCCACUGUAUCAACAUUGGAGUUCUGUGGACCCCCACUUUCAAGAGGUGGCUCAGAAAUUCAAGGGUGUGCGACUCCUGCAACUGGACCCCAUUGAAUGCCUUUUCUCCUUCAUCUGUUCCUCCAACAACAACAUUGCCCGCAUCACUGGCAUGGUGGAACGGCUCUGCCAGACCUUUGGACCUCGGCUCAUCCAGCUUGAUGAUGUCACCUACCAUGGCUUCCCCAGCUUGCAGGCCCUGGCUGGGCCAGAGGUGGAAGCUGAGCUCAGGAAUCUGGGCCUGGGGUACCGUGCCCGCUUUGUGAGUGCCAGUGCCCGAGCCAUCCUGGAAGAAUGGGGUGGACUUCCCUGGCUGCAGCAGCUGCGCAAGGCCCCCUAUGAGGAGGCCCACAAGGCCCUCUGCACUCUGCCUGGAGUAGGCACCAAGGUGGCCGACUGCAUCUGCCUGAUGGCGCUAGACAAACCCCAGGCUGUGCCCGUGGAUGUCCACGUGUGGCAGAUUGCCCAACGUGACUACAGCUGGCACCCAACCACCAGCCAGGCCAAGGGCCCGAGCCCCCAGGCCAACAAGGAACUGGGGACCCAGAGCAAGAGCAGCCUCUGUUCUACCCCGUCAGCCAGAAGUGAAAACUCCGGGCCACUCGGGCCAUACAAGGCCACCACAGAGCCUGGGCUGUAGGAAACAGGAAGCAGAGAUCAAGUGGCCAGAGGAAGCACCACCCUGCAUCCAGCCUCCCCAGCCAGCCAGGCCCAGAGUGAGGACCUUCGCCACCCCACCCCCAGCUCAGGGACAGCUCCCCCUUCUCUCCUGCCUCCGAGACUCACGUUCCCAGAACAUCGCGGAAGUCGUAAAUGUCUCUAAUGUCCUCCGCCUGCUUCCAGCUGGGGCCUUCCACUGCCCCUGGCAUGGCCCACUGCCCCCUGGCCACAGCCAGGGCUCCUGGGAAAGGGAACGGAAGAAGACUCAGCAGGGCUCAGACUUCCUUGUGGGAACUUAGUGAGGGCCCCAUUGAGCACACAUGUAUUCAUUCCUUGAUUUACUCAUUUGACAAAUCAUCCAACAUUCAUUCACAGGCCAUGGGUUCAUUCAGCAACAUCCAUUCAUUAUAUCCUUAAGCCUAGAGGAAAAUCCUUCAGGUGGCAGCAAAAUUCUUUGUUCAGUAAAGUCACUCAUUCAUUCAUUCA